GUAAAAAUGAACGGGACAGAAGGGAGCAACUUCUACAUUCCCAUGUCAAACAGGACUGGGCUUGUGCGAAGUCCUUAUGAUUACACCCAGUACUAUUUGGCAGAACCAUGGAAAUUCAAGGCUCUUGCUUUCUACAUGUUUCUACUGAUCAUUUUUGGAUUUCCCAUCAAUGUCCUGACUUUGGUGGUUACAGCCCAGCACAAGAAACUGCGACAGCCGCUCAACUACAUCCUGGUCAACUUAGCUUUUGCAGGCACAAUUAUGGUCAUCUUUGGAUUUACGGUUUCUUUCUACUGCUCACUUGUGGGCUACAUGGCUCUUGGUCCAUUAGGCUGUGUAAUGGAGGGAUUUUUCGCAACACUCGGAGGUCAGGUUGCUCUUUGGUCUCUGGUGGUUCUUGCCAUUGAGAGGUACAUCGUGGUUUGCAAGCCAAUGGGAAGCUUCAAAUUCUCCGCAAACCAUGCGAUGGCUGGCAUUGCUUUCACAUGGUUCAUGGCCUGUAGCUGUGCAGUCCCCCCACUUUUGGGCUGGUCCAGGUAUCUUCCGGAAGGGAUGCAAACCUCUUGUGGACCAGAUUACUACACAUUGAAUCCUGAAUUUAAUAAUGAGUCUUACGUCAUGUACAUGUUCAGCUGCCACUUUUGCAUACCCGUCACCACAAUUUUCUUUACCUAUGGGAGUCUGGUCUGCACAGUCAAGGCUGCUGCAGCUCAACAGCAGGAAUCUGAGUCCACCCAGAAGGCUGAGAGGGAAGUGACACGCAUGGUGAUCCUGAUGGUUUUGGGCUUCUUGUUUGCUUGGGUUCCCUAUGCCAGCUUUGCUGCCUGGAUCUUUUUUAACAGGGGAGCUGCUUUCUCCGCACAAGCCAUGGCUGUUCCAGCCUUUUUCUCUAAGACUUCAGCUGUUUUUAAUCCCAUCAUCUAUGUGCUCCUAAACAAACAGUUCCGUAGCUGCAUGCUCAACACCCUUUUCUGUGGCAAGAGUCCUCUUGGUGACGAUGAGUCCUCCUCAGUGUCAACAAGCAAAACAGAGGUGUCCUCUGUGUCUCCUGCAUAGAUCUGCCUAUUCAGUGCUCUGUCAUUCAAAUAGGACAAAUUCACGGACAUGCAGUACAUCUCUGGCCAUUUGUAACUGCUGUUUCUUUCAAGACCAUACAUGUACACUUAAAGGCAUUUUAUCAGGAAUUCAAGAAUGGCUGAUUCUGAGGUUAAAGGAAAAUAUAUGUUUAUUGGAUUUAUGGAAUCGUUUUCUCCACUGUUAGGUGGAAGCAAUGGAAAUGUAUUCAAUAAAAUAUACUUGAAUUCGUCUGGAUCUAUGCAAAAUAUCUACUCCCGCACCAAUAAUUUCACUUGUAUGUUUUGAUGGAGGUCUUUAUUUUAUUCUAUUUUU
Molecule: messenger RNA, 1389 nt
Organism: Danio aesculapii
Lineage: Eukaryota; Metazoa; Chordata; Actinopteri; Cypriniformes; Danionidae
Gene: opn1mw1
Product: opsin 1 (cone pigments), medium-wave-sensitive, 1
Exons: 5
Coding region: 7-1056 (349 amino acids)
Biological process (GO): phototransduction; G protein-coupled receptor signaling pathway; visual perception
Cellular component (GO): membrane; photoreceptor outer segment
Molecular function (GO): G protein-coupled receptor activity
Source: RefSeq, a predicted model, not a curated record